Messenger RNA from Paramecium pentaurelia, 2008 nucleotides. NCBI's taxonomy places the organism in Eukaryota, Ciliophora, Oligohymenophorea, Peniculida, Parameciidae. The record is from the annotation of a GenBank genome assembly.
AUGUAGCAAGCACAAAAAAAAUCUUGUUGUUAAAAGUUUAAAGAGUUAUUUAUAAAACCAUAAAAUCCAUAAGGUUAAAUAGUAGAAAAUAAACCAUUUAUUUCUGGACCAAAACCUGUAGUAUAAACGGAAUGGCCAAUUAUAGAAGAAUAAUUUAUAUCAAAAAUAGGAUCAGAAGAAAGAAAAAAAUUGUUUAUUGAACUUCUCAAGAAAAAUCAUAUAGUAACUAUUGAAUAGUUGAUGCUCUCUUUUUAAGAUUCAAAAGUAAGCUUUAUAGGUAGGAGAUGUUCACCAGCAGAAUUUUUUAUUCUUUAAUAGAUAUAUUAUAAUUAUAAUACUUAAUAAAAAAAUUUAAAAUGGGAAUAUGAAAGUGCAAAAUUACUUUCUAAUGAAGACACUCAAAUUUUAUAAUAAAAACCUGAAAAAAAAGUAAAAAAUAUUCUAUUGGUUGGAACAACAGGAUAAGGAAAAACUACUUUAAUAAAUAGUUUUUACAAUUAUAUUUAAAAAACUAAAUUGGAUGAUGGAGUAAGAUAUUUGGUAAUUAAUGAUGAUCGUUUAAAUUAAACAGGAAAAUCGGUGACAAGAAAUGUAGAUUAAUACAAAAUGAAGAUAGAUGAUGAUUUAAUCUUUAAUUUUAUAGAUACACCAGGAUUAGGUGACACAGAAGGUUAUUCUAGAGACUAAGCUAUAAUUGAUCAAAUCUCUGAUUAAUUAAAGAAAUUGCAUGAAAAAAAUGAAAGAAUUCAUCAGGUUAUCAUCGUUUCUCAAUUAUCAACAAGCUAUAUUGUAGACAAUAGUCACACACUUUAAUAAUUGGCUCUACUUAACGUUUUAAAGCUUUUUGGAAUAGAUAUGGCUUACCAUUAUAUUCAUGCAUUAACUUUUUCAGACUUUACUAGUAUUCAUAGACAUAAUUUUGAAAACCAAUAAUCCAUCUUCUAUGUUCUCAGUUAGAAGGACUGUUUGAUGUAAACACAAAAUAUCAGCUAAAAUAAUAUAACUUAAUCUAGUCCAACUGUCAAUGAGAAAAAGUUAUUAUUAAGUGACAACUAAAUGAAUGAAAUACCUAAAGAAUAUUGUUAAUUUUAAAAUUCAGUCUACUUUUCCAAGAAAUCUGAUAUAAUUUCAAAUAUUUAAUAUAAAAAAAAUGAAGAGAAUUAUAAUAAAUUUGUAAAAAAAAUAUCUUCAGAUGAAGGAUUUACAUUAGAUACAACAAUUCAAGUAAUCCAUGAAAGAAAUAGAUUAAAACAUUAAAUUGAGAAUUUGGGUCAAGAACUAUAAUUAAGAAUGAAAAUAGACAGAAUUGUGCAAAGCAAUAUAACAAAAAUUAAUAAUUAUGAUCAAAUUGCUCAAGAAAAUGAAAAAUUUUUCUAUUUUGAAUUUGAAACUAAAAUUGAAAAAAUAAAUUGUCCAGAUCGAAUUUUUAUGACUAAUUGUAAUACUUGCUAGAAAACUUGUCAUAAGAAUUGUUCAGUGUCUAAUGAAAAUUUAAGAACUUGUAAUGUGAUGAUUCAAGUGGAAUCUAAUAAAUAUAUUUGUGAAUCUUGUUAGCAUUCAGUUGAAGAACAUAAGUAAAAUUAUUUAUAUAAUUAGAAAUGAAAAAUUUUAGUAUGUUUAUGAUGUUAUUUAAGUUAGAAAAGAAUACGAUGAAAUGAAAGCUGAACUUGAUAGAGCACUAUCACAGAAGGAAAUUUUAAAUUAAUUGUUGUAGAAAGAAAAGAAGAAAGAAGAGGAAAAUGAUAUGAAAAUUUAAGUCAUUUUGGAUGAUUUAAGAAAUUGUUUCAAUAUUCUAUUCUCUUCAGCACUAUACAAACUAGAUUUAAAAGAAAAAUCACUAAAGAACUUUCUUUAUAGAUAUUAUAAAUGUUUUUCAAAUUAAUUAGAAAAAUAUUUUAAUUAAAAUGUGGAUAUAUUGGCUACUAGAAGAUUACUUUAAGAUAUGCCAUUAAAUGAAUAAACAACUAUUUUUAGAUUAAGAACAGAGUAAUUUUAAUAAGUUUAAUGA